Molecule: messenger RNA, 1100 nt
Organism: Vitis riparia (riverbank grape)
Lineage: Eukaryota; Viridiplantae; Streptophyta; Magnoliopsida; Vitales; Vitaceae
Product: histidine-containing phosphotransfer protein 4
Exons: 6
Coding region: 441-893 (150 amino acids)
Biological process (GO): phosphorylation; phosphorelay signal transduction system; cytokinin-activated signaling pathway
Cellular component (GO): cytoplasm; nucleus
Molecular function (GO): histidine phosphotransfer kinase activity; protein histidine kinase binding
Source: RefSeq, a predicted model, not a curated record
UGUCAAUCAAUCAAACCGACUUCUUCUUUUUUUUAUUAUACUUUAUUUUGAAUACGGAUCCUCAUCUUUCUUUGUGAUUACCUGCAAGAUAAGACUAGUUGCAGAACUAUUCUCGACCUUGAUUCACCUUGCUCUCCGUUUAUAUGAUUUUUCAGAAAGCUUUCACAGAAUCCUGGGGGAUUGAGUGCACUAAACGCUAGAGCACUUGGUACAUAAACUAGAUAAUUUUCUUAUUUUCUGACAAGAAUCAAGUGGGAAAAGCCAGCUCUCAUUGCUUUGAUACCCAAAUCUCACUUGUCCUUCACACUACUCUCUCUCUCCCUCUCUUAUUUAAACCCUCCUUGCCCAUGCCAUACAGCAUAUUGCAUUCUCACCACUACUACAAACCCUUCAAGUAGUAUAGUUUUCUUCUGUUCUCUCCUUGCUUUCUUCUCUGUGUUAUGGAAAGAACUCAACAGCAUAGACAAGUUGCCCACAUGAGGCAGUCCCUCUUUGAUCAGGGACUUCUUGAUGAGCAAUUCGUUCAGCUGGAGGAACUGCAGGAUGAUGCUAACCCUAAUUUUGUAGAAGAAGUUGUUACAUUGUUUUACCGGGAUUCAGCUCGACUCGUCCUUAACAUAGACCAGGCACUGGACAAGACCCCUCUUGAUUUUUCUAAGUUGGACAGCUACAUGCACCAGUUCAAAGGAAGUGCUUCAAGCAUUGGAGCCAAAAAGGUAAAGGGUGAAUGCACACUGUUUAGAGAAUAUUGCAAGGCAGGAAAUGGAGAAGGAUGUAUGAAGACCUUCCAACAGCUGAAGAAAGAUUAUGCAGUUCUGAGAAAGAAGCUUGAAACCUAUUUUCAGUUGGCAAGACAAGUGGGGCCCGUCGAGACCGCGUGUCGGCGCAAGUGAGGAUCAACAGUGCCAUGUGGCAAAUGGCCAUUGGCGUAUGUGCACAAAUCCACCAAUCCCUAUCCUGCACCCCCAACCCUAGAUAAAAAGGGUGUAAUAUUUUCCGUGUUUAGGGUUUUAUGAUAUCCCAUGUAAGAUUUGCUUUGGAUAUUUCGGUUGAUGAAUUUAAGUGCUUUAGGGAGCUCUGCUUUCAAAUCUUUUAUGAAA